CGUCAUGAUCCAGGUCCUUCAUGUCCGUUUCUCUUGUUCUCUGGUUUGAAAAGUGCCGCUGAGGAAACAAAUUUUCUUGGUUCUGGUUGCAUGUCGCAUGAGAACUCCGGAAAGAUUUGCAAGCAAGUACGUUUUCGCUUCAAGUCGUUUCAAAGCUUAUCGCAGAAGUGGCAUGAUGAAAAGUACAACGACGUGAACAGUGUUCGCGCGUGAUAGCUGCACCUGCUGUUUCGGAAAGCCGUGCCUACAGCAUCAGCGUAAGACGGUGCGCGACCGGGCGAGAGGAGGCCGAUAUGAUGGACGCAGUGCCGUGUCGGAGCCGGUGUCGCUCAUCCAUUGCUGGCGGUGCCCGGAAUUCGCUAUACGCUGCUGCUCUUUGACUCGAUGACCACGGUCAGCAGACGAGCUUCUCACGACAAGAAUUACCGCGAAAGACUCGAACAAAUGAAGAAUGCGCUGUUUAUUUGUGAAGUGCUUCUUUUGCGAGAUUUUCAUUUGGAAAACGUCUCAGGAUUCAAACGCUAUCCCUAGUAGUGCUCGGUCUUCAGUUCUUUGCCUCUAUGCUACACAGGAGUUGUGAAACAAUCAUCCAAGAAGGAGGUGCAAUAUAUAACCGAUCUCGUGGUCUGACCGGAGGAGGUGUGGCAAGAAAAGCCAUUGCGACAGCACCAUGGAGGUUCUUCCCUAAAACAGAAUCGAACGCGUGGAGCUUGUCGCUGGACAUUUACGCCACGACCUACUUCUUUGUUUUGGAUUGUUUUGAUGCACGAGCACAAGGAACAAGUAAACGCCGCCCGCAUGUUUCUCAGGAGGAAAAUGAGUC
This is a messenger RNA of Amoebophrya sp. A120, 823 nucleotides long. Lineage: Eukaryota; Dinophyceae; Syndiniales; Amoebophryaceae. The record is from the annotation of a GenBank genome assembly.